ACUCCUUUGUGGAGGAAGGAUGAUGAAGGCAAGACUGUUUGCAACGUAUGUGGCCUCUACUAUAAGCUUCACGGCUCUGCUUGUCCCAUUAGUAUGAAAUCCGAUAUUAUUCGGAAGCGCUCUCAACACCACGCUCGUGCGCAGCACUCCUCCCUCACUGAGCCCCCAAGCGCAUCUAACACGCCUGGCACUCCUUCCGUUAUGGAGGAGACAGUUUCAGAACGGGUUCUGGUGCAACAAGCGCAGGUACUUCUUCGUCUUCGUGGCGCAGCAGCAUAG
This is a messenger RNA of Suillus discolor, 279 nucleotides long. RefSeq lists its product as uncharacterized. The transcript has 2 exons. Gene Ontology annotation, biological process: positive regulation of transcription by RNA polymerase II; negative regulation of transcription by RNA polymerase II. The annotation marks the transcript as partial. The record is from RefSeq and is a predicted model, not a curated record. NCBI's taxonomy places the organism in Eukaryota, Fungi, Basidiomycota, Agaricomycetes, Boletales, Suillaceae. Gene Ontology annotation, molecular function: DNA-binding transcription factor activity, RNA polymerase II-specific; zinc ion binding; RNA polymerase II cis-regulatory region sequence-specific DNA binding.